AUUCAGGAUGAGGUUCGUUUUGUUGAUUUCGUUGGCCAUUGGCCUCGUGUGUCACGUGAGUGCAGCUAGUGUUCCUCGUCGCAUUUUGGCGGCUCAAGAGCAGGAAGUGCUGCAAUAUUUGGAGGAAAUUGAGCCAGAAAUUUUGUCCCGUCGUAAUGCUGCCAGUGAAGCAAACUGGGCGUACGAUUCUAACAUUACGGACGAUAACCUGGAUGUGAAAAAUGAGGUCGCAACUGAAAAUGCUGCCUUCUUUAAGCAAUUUUCGGAAUACCUCGCUCAGUUUGACUAUGAAAGAUUUGAGGAUGAGGACCUAAAGCGCCGGGUGAAGAAACUCGUAGGUUUGGGGUAUUCAGCCUUGGCUGAGGAUAAGUUUAGCAAGAUGCUGGAUGCCAUCAACAAUAUGAAGGAAAAUUAUGCUAAAAUCAAAGUGUGUGACUACCACGAUAGUAACAAAUGCGAUUUGGCAUUGGAACCGGAGCUGACGGAGAUUCUGGCCAAUAGCCGGGAUGCGGAGGAACUAAAGUACUACUGGCAGCAAUGGUAUGAUGCUGCUGGUGCACCGACAAGAGAAGACUUCCAAACGUACGUCGAUCUCAAUGCGGAGGCUGCCGUGUUGAACAAUUAUGAAUCUGGUGCUGAAUCUUGGUUGAGUGCUUAUGAGGAUGACACGUUCGAGGAACAGGUUGAUGCUGUAAUUGAGGAACUGAGACCGUUCUAUGAACAAAUCCACGGAUACGUUCGCUACAAGCUACGUGAGUUCUAUGGCGAGGAUGUAGUGUCGGAGAAGGGACCGAUUCCGAUGCAUUUGCUCGGUAACAUGUGGGCUCAAGGAUGGGGAAACAUUGCCGAUAUUACCAGUCCUUUCGGAGAUCGGCAAUUGUUAGACGUGACAGAAGAGAUGGUUCGUCAAGGAUACAACCCAAUCCAGAUGUUCGAAAUGGGCGAUCAGUUCUUCCAGUCGUUGAACAUGUCGAAAGUCCCCCAAACCUUCUGGGACAAAAGCAUCCUCGAAAAGCCGGACGAUGGUCGUGAUCUUAUCUGUCAUGCCAGUGCCUGGGAUUUCUCGAAGCCAGAUGAUGUGCGCAUCAAACAGUGCACCCGCGUGACGAUGGAGCAGUUCUUCACAGUGCAUCAUGAGCUGGGCCAUAUUCAAUACUAUCUGCAAUACCAGCAUCUACCCAGUGUUUACCGAUCGGGAGCUAAUCCUGGCUUCCAUGAGGCUGUUGGAGACGUCCUUUCGUUGUCCGUUUCUACUCCUAAGCAUCUUGAGAAGAUUGGCCUGCUGAAGGACUUUGUGCUGGAUGAGGAAUCGAAGUUGAAUCAAUUUUACCGCUCGGCUUUGACGAAAUUAGCAUUUUUGCCGUUCGCGUACACCAUCGACAAGUACCGAUGGGGUAUCUUCCGUGGUGAUAUUAAGCCUGAGGAAUACAACUGCAAGUUCUGGGAGAUGCGAUCGAAGUACUCCGGAGUUGAGCCUCCAGUAGUUCGAACGGAAGAUGAUUUCGACGCUCCUGCCAAGUACCAUGUGUCGGCCGAUGUAGAGUAUCUACGAUACUUCGUAUCGUACAUUAUCCAAUUCCAGUUCCACCGAGCUGCAUGUGAAAAGGCCGGCGAGUAUGUUAAGGGGGAUCCAGAGAAGACACUGAACGACUGUGAUAUCUACCAGAGCACUGAGGCAGGCAAUGCUAUCAAGGCAAUGUUGGAGCUGGGAUCAUCGAAACCAUGGCCCGAUGCAAUGGAGGUUCUCACAGGAGUGAGACGCAUGAGUGCCGAUGCUCUGAUUGAAUACUUCCAACCAUUGUACGAUUGGUUGGUAGUUGAAAACGAACGCAUUGGAGCUUACGUAGGAUGGGAGGAAUCAGACAGUAAGUAA
Molecule: messenger RNA, 1873 nt
Organism: Anopheles maculipalpis
Lineage: Eukaryota; Metazoa; Arthropoda; Insecta; Diptera; Culicidae
Product: angiotensin-converting enzyme-like
Exons: 4
Coding region: 8-1873 (621 amino acids)
Biological process (GO): proteolysis
Cellular component (GO): plasma membrane
Molecular function (GO): metallopeptidase activity; peptidyl-dipeptidase activity
Source: RefSeq, a predicted model, not a curated record